Messenger RNA from Chrysochloris asiatica (Cape golden mole), 1736 nucleotides. RefSeq names its product zinc finger protein 337-like. Gene Ontology annotation, molecular function: DNA-binding transcription factor activity; RNA polymerase II cis-regulatory region sequence-specific DNA binding. NCBI's taxonomy places the organism in Eukaryota, Metazoa, Chordata, Mammalia, Afrosoricida, Chrysochloridae. The annotation marks the transcript as partial. The record is from RefSeq and is a predicted model, not a curated record. The transcript is spliced from 3 exons. Gene Ontology annotation, biological process: regulation of transcription by RNA polymerase II.
AUGACGCAGACAGACCCAUGCCCAGGCCAGAGAAUGAAUGCUGAGGAAACAGGCAAAUUAUUCCCGGGGAAAGGAAUCCCACGAAUUGCAAAAGUUGCAUGUAGUGAGUGUGGGCAAGGCUUUAGUGCUAAGUCAAGCCUUAUCACACACCAGAGGACACACACAGGGGAGAAGCCCUAUGUCUGCAGGGACUGUGGGCGAGGCUUUAGUUGGAAAUCAGCCUUCAUCACACACCAGAGGACACACUCAGGGGAGAAGCCUUAUGUCUGCAGGGAGUGUGGGCAAGGCUUUAGUCAGAAGUCAUUCCUCAUUAUACACCAGAGGACACACUCAGGGGAGAAGCCCUAUGUUUGCAGGGAUUGUGGGAGAGGAUUUAGUCAUAAAUCACACCUCAUUAUACACCAGAGGACACACUCAGGGGAGAAGCCGUAUGUAUGCAAGGAGUGUGGGAGAGGAUUUAGUCAGAAGUCAGUCCUCACUGUACACCAGAGGACACACUCAGGGGAGAAGCCCUAUGUCUGCAGGGAGUGUGGGCGAGCCUUCACUCGGAAGUCAUACCUCAUUAUACACCAGAGGACACACUCACAGGAGAAGCCUUAUGUAUGCAGGGAGUGUGGGAGAGGAUUUAGUCAUAACUCAAAUCUCAUUAGACACCAGAGGACACACUCAGGGGAGAAGCCCUAUGUCUGUAGGGAGUGUGGGCGAGGCUUUAGUUGGAAGUCAGUCCUCACUGUACACCAGAGGACACACUCAGGUGACAAACCCUAUGUCUGCAGGGAGUGUGGACGAAGCUUUAGUCAGAAAACAAAUCUCAUUAUACACCAGAGGACACACUCAGGGGAGAAGCCCUAUGUCUGCAGGGAGUGUGGGAGAGGAUUUAGUCAGAAGUCAGCCCUCAUCACACACCAGAGGAUACACUCAGGGGAGAAGCCCUAUGUCUGCAGGCAGUGUGGGAGAGGAUUUAGUCAGAAGUCAGCCCUCAUCACACACCAGAGGACACACUCAGGGGAGAAGCCCUAUGUCUGCAGGGAAUGUGGACAAGGGUUUAUUCAAAAGUCAUUCCUCAGUAUACACCAGAUGACACACUCAGGGGAGAAGCCCUAUGUCUGCAGGGAGUGUGGGAGAGGAUUUAGUCAUAAAUCACACCUCAUUAUACACCAGAGGACACACUCAGGGGAGAAGCCCUAUGUCUGCAGGGAGUGUGGGAGAGGAUUUAGUCAGAAGUCAGCCCUUACUAUACACCAGAGGACACACUCAGGGGAGAAGCCCUAUGUCUGCAGGGAGUGUGGACGGGGGUUUAGCACUAAGUCAAAACUCAUUACACACCAGAGGACACACUCAGGGGAGAAGCCGUAUGUCUGCAGGGAGUGUGGGCGAGGCUUUAGUCACAAGUCAGUCCUCACUGUACACCAGAGGACACACUCAGGGGAGAAGCCCUAUGUCUGCAGGGAGUGUGAGCAAGGCUUUAUUCGGAAGUCAUACCUCAUUAAUCACCAGAGGACACACUCGGGUGAGAAACCCUAUGUUUGCAGGGAGUGUGGGCGAAGCUUUAGUCAGAAAUCAAACCUCAUUACACACCAGAGGACACACUCAGGGGAGAAGCCCUAUGUCUGCAGGGAGUCUCCUCCCCGAAAUAAAACGGAGGCGCAGACCGAAGCCUGCAUGCAUUACGGCUUGCAGGGCAUGCAUUACGGCUUGCAGGGCAUGCCGUAUGGGCAGACAUUGCAGUUGGCAAG